CCCCGUGAGGAGAGUGUGUGUAUGUGUGUGUGAGAGAGACCGAGAUCAUGUGAGAGUCCAUGCGCCGGAAAGUAGGUUAGCAGGGUAGACUGAGAGGAAGGCAGAGCUAACGCAGAGAUAGGGAGAGAGAGAGACCGCUGUGACUAGCAACGUUAGCGCUCAGCGUAGUACGCGAACCAGUUCGCUACAACAACGCUAACAAAAGUGCUUUUGCACGGCACCGAGCUCCGAGGGAGUAACUGGAACAACUCUGAGGAUUUUUGUUUUCGUCCUUCAUUCUUUUCCGUUAUCGAUAAUGCUCCCCGCCGGAGCCCAAAGGUUAUUUUUAGCUAGCGGUCUCAAGCUAGCCACUUAGCUUAAGCCUGUCCAACUUCUUUCUAGUUUAUCUCGCCGCACGUUGACGCGUUGAGGACUUCCGAAAACCCCGAAGAAAACUUAAAAAUGCGAGCUCAAAUAGAAGUGAUUCCGUGUAAGAUCUGUGGGGACAAGUCCUCUGGGAUCCAUUAUGGUGUUAUCACCUGUGAAGGCUGCAAGGGAUUUUUUCGACGCAGCCAGCAGAACAAUGCCAUGUACUCGUGCUCUCGACAGAGGAACUGCCUCAUUGACCGCACAAACCGCAACCGCUGCCAGCACUGCCGCCUGCAGAAGUGCCUGGCGCUGGGCAUGAGUCGAGACGCGGUGAAGUUUGGCCGCAUGUCUAAGAAGCAGCGUGAUAGCCUGUACGCGGAGGUGCAGCGGCACCAGCAGCUGUCUCAGGACUGCCUGUCCGGCCUUGGCGGGGGUCUGACCCACGAGCACGAGGAAGCAGGUGAAGACAGUGGUCACAGCCGCUCGUACAGCAGUGGGGGCUCCAGCGCUGCCCUCAGCGACCUGGACGACAUCGCUACCCUUCCCGACGGCCUUCUUUUUGACUUGCCACUCACUCCAGGUGAGGCGGGCGAGUAUUGCGGCCUAGAGCCGUUUGAUAGUGGAGCAGGAGGCGGAGUGGGAAGUGCGGGGAGCGGCAGCUCGUCCACUCAGAGCUCUCCAGAGCCCAGUGUCCUGGACAUGACAGAAGCAGGACGAGUGAAGCACGAGUAUCAGCUACUGCCAGAGCCCAGCCUCCUCACACAUACGCUGCUGGGGGCGCUGCCUGACGACUGCUCCCUUCUUGACAUAGAGCGAAUCACCCAGAAUGUGGUGAAGUCUCACGUGGAGACGUGUCAGUACAGCACAGAGGAGCUGAAACGACACACCUGGAACCUGUACACACCUGAGGAGACCCGCUCGUUCCAGCUCAAGUCUGCUGAGUGGAUGUGGCAGCAGUGUGCCCUGCACAUCACUAACGCCAUCCAGUACGUGGUGGAGUUCGCCAAGCGCAUCAACGGCUUCAUGGACCUCUGCCAGAAUGACCAGAUUAUCCUCCUCAAAGCAGGCUGCUUGGAGGUCCUGCUGAUCCGCAUGUGUCGUGCGUACAACUCCGCUAACAACACUAUGUUUUUCGACGGCAAGUUCGCCAGCCCUCAACUCUUUAAAGCACUAGGCUGUGAUGACCUGGUGAAUGCUGUGUUUGAGUUGGCCAAGAGCCUCUGUCGUUUGCAGCUGAGUGAGGAGGAGAUGGCCCUGUUCAGUGCCGCCAUUCUGCUAUCACCUGAUCGCCCAUGGUUAACAGAGAGUCAGCAGGUGCAGAAGCUGCAGGAGAAGGUUUAUCUGGCUCUGCAGCACAGCCUGCACAUGUCAGGAGCAACCCCGGAGAAACUGGACAAGAUGGUGUCCAAGCUUCCACAAAUGAAGUCCAUCUGCAACCUUCACAUCGACAAGCUGGAGUUUUUCCGGCUGGUUCACCCCGAAACGGCCUACAGCUUCCCUCCGCUCUACAGGGAAGUGUUCGGCAGCGAAAUCAACUUCCCUGAUUCCACUGACAGUUAGAGAGAGCAAGGGAGAGAAGUUGGGGGGUGGAUGGAGAGGGUGAGAGAAAGAGAACCAGAUACAGCGAGAAAGAGAGUGUACAGGGGGAUAGUGUGAUGGAGGAUGAAACAGAUGAAGAAAUAGGGAGACAGUGGAGGCCUGAGGUGUAAAGCUAUUUUUUACUGUAAAAAAGAAAAGAAAUAGGAAUCUGUACAAAACCUCAUCUGACCAGCAGCCCACAGACAAUCCAGCACCCUGUAUCAGUCAUCCAUGUGUACAGGAGCACCACUCCCACUAUUAUAGGGGCCAAGAAACAGCAUUACACCUCCCCACACAAACCCCCUGACAACUAACAAGCAGCACACUCUCAAAACAUCUCAAGAAAUGGAUAGAUAAUCAGUGCACUUUUGCACGACAAUAGAUGAUCAGCUUGUCUUUUGCAAAUAGUGAAAUCUCCAUUAAGGCAUAAACAUCAUCUCAAAAGGCAUUGGUUCUCAGUUUUGUCUUCAGGGACAUCCUGUCAGUCUGUAUUUUUGCUCCAGUCUGGUUCCCAGUACACUAAACAGUGGUUUUCCAAAUGGUCCUGGUGUAGCACUGCCCUGCAGUUUAGUGUUUUUCCUGCUCUUAACCUCUAGGCUUAUUCUCUUUUAUUCAGUAACUUAAAGGAAUUAUUCAGUAACUAGUAGAUCUCCACAGUAUAUUGUAUUAUAUUGUACAAUAUUAUUAUAAUAUGCCUCAAUACUAACAUUGCUUAAAAGGCCCAUAUCGUAUGUCCUGCUUAAAUUUGAUUUUUUUUCCCUUGAGGUCCACUUAUGAUAUUUUUGUGGGAUUGUGUUCGAGAAACAGUUAUAUUUCAUUUAACAUUACCUUUUAAACCUCUCUUUAUCCGUUAGAAUUAAACAGGCUGUUUUUGUUACUGUGCCUUUAAGACUGAUACAUGUUCUGAUUGGCCGCCCUGUAUUGGGGUACAUUCAAGGCUAAAACACUCCUUUUAACUUGGACUCCUUUUAACUUAACUAGCAUGAAUGGGCUGCUGUGGAAUGAUUAGGCGGUCAUAUUUAAAUGCAUUGGUUUUGGUGACAUCACAAAAACAGUGAAUUUAAAGUAGUCUGCGUUUGUAGCUUAAUUGCCAUGUGUGGAUCAUUUGGACUGGCUAGUGAAGUGAAAGUUGCAGAAACUUUGAAAACAUACUACAUGAACUCUUGUUUUUCAUUAGAUGGGCCCUUAAGUCUAUAACAUGCAAAUGAGCAUCUAACCAAACCAACUGCUUCAUCUUGACCAAUCACAGAUGUUCUAUAGAUAAUUUUGGAAGAAAGAAUGCAGGCCAGUUUUUCACCCUGUCGUAAUAUGCAGCCCUAGUAAUUGCUAUGAAAAUAAUGUAUAUGUGGAGAGUGAGGAAUUCUGGAGAAAGCAUGGGCCAUUUAGAGGCUCUUAGAGUCUAAAUAGGCUAGAAAGUUGAAUCAGGCCUGUUACAGUAGGAAAAAUGUUAAAAUCCUAAUUCAGGUGUCGGGAACCAGAACGGAACAAAAAUCUCAUCCGCCCUCUCCUCCACGGCCGCCCUUGGACAAAUUAUGAAUGUAUGUUUGCCCCAACAAUAGCACUUAGCCUUGGGGUGCGACCGAAUGUAUGUACUGCACUUUGGUUCACCGACAGGCUUUUUUUGUUUUGUUUUGUUUUGUUUUUCUUAAAAAAAAAACCCACAUGAGUUACAAAUGACAAUCUAUUAAGAAACCG
Molecule: messenger RNA, 3621 nt
Organism: Colossoma macropomum (tambaqui)
Lineage: Eukaryota; Metazoa; Chordata; Actinopteri; Characiformes; Serrasalmidae
Gene: rorcb
Product: RAR-related orphan receptor C b
Exons: 10
Coding region: 442-1908 (488 amino acids)
Biological process (GO): regulation of transcription by RNA polymerase II
Cellular component (GO): nucleus
Molecular function (GO): nuclear receptor activity; zinc ion binding; RNA polymerase II cis-regulatory region sequence-specific DNA binding
Source: RefSeq, a predicted model, not a curated record